Molecule: messenger RNA, 8388 nt
Organism: Astyanax mexicanus (Mexican tetra)
Lineage: Eukaryota; Metazoa; Chordata; Actinopteri; Characiformes; Acestrorhamphidae
Product: telomerase protein component 1-like
Exons: 47
Coding region: 83-7372 (2429 amino acids)
Biological process (GO): telomere maintenance via recombination
Cellular component (GO): telomerase holoenzyme complex
Molecular function (GO): protein binding; telomerase RNA binding; ATP hydrolysis activity
Source: RefSeq, a predicted model, not a curated record
GAACAAGAAGCUCUCACUCUGUGGGAGAUUUCUGAGAUAAGAAACGUGAGACCGGCUGGUCAGUCACUCACUCCCUGCAGGAAUGAAGCCGCCGGUUCUGAUUAGCUCAGAUCUGAUGGACCGUGUGGAGGCCAGGGUUCACUCCAGUGCUUCUGUUUUAAAGCUGGAGAACCGUAUCCUGGUGCAAGCUUCCUCUGUUCGAUCCGUGACCCCAGACUUAUCAUCUCCAACCUCCUCCAUCUCCUCCUCCUGUCCAGCACUCCAGCCAUCCUUUCUCUCCUCCACCCAGCUAAAGCAGGACCUCUUCCCUUUCCCCUCCGUCUCCUCCUCCAACCACUCUCCAUUCACAGCAUCCCCUGCUGGAGGAGGAUCUGCUGGAGGAGGAUCUGCUGGAGGUGGAUCUGCUGGAGGAGGAUCUGCUGAUGGAGGAUCUGCUGAUGGAGGAUCUGCUGGAGGAGGAUCUGCUGGAGGAGGAUCUGCUAGAGGAGGAUCUGCUGGAGGAGGAUCUCCUGGAGGAGGGUCUGCUGGAGGAGGAUCUGCUGGAGGAAGAUCUGCUGGAGGAGGAUCUGCUAGAGGAGGAUCUGCUGGAGGAGGAUCUGCUGGAGGAGGAUCUGCUGGAGCACAUUCUGCAGUAGAUGGUUCUGUUGCUGGGAUUUUCACUGGUUCUUCUGAAGAGAAAGAAUUAAAGUUUAAAUCUGAGCAGGUUCAUCGUUGCUUCACUGAAAAUGUUUGCUCACAUACAGAAGAGCUGACUGAGGACGUGGAUCCUGAGGACCCCGCGGACCCCCAGUCACUGUCAGAGAGAGAGAUGAGAGUUUCUGAAGAAGAGAAGGAGUGGACGUGGACCAUCGAGCUCGCUGAAGAGUUUGGGGAGCUUGAAACAGACUCCAGUAAUGAAGAAGCCGAGCUGCUGAAGGAGAAGAAGUUUAAGCUGCUGAAUCUGGUCUGCUGCACUCUGGUCAAUAAGAGCUGCUCUCCUGGACAGAAGGGCUGGGAUGAGAAAAGAUCCGUGUGGAGAAAAAUCAGGAUCCUGGCUGAAGAAAUCACCCACAGUGAUCCAGAGUUUCUCCUGAAGGUGGCUGUCUACUCCAGGCAGGAACUGAACAAACACCUCAUGGCCAGUUACCUGAUAGCCCUGGCUGCCUACCUGCCUGCAUCCAAGCCACACGUGAGGAGGUACUUUUGCGCUGCUGUACGGCUGCCGUCUGAUUGGCUGCAAGUGCCGAGAAUAUACAGCACGUGUUUCAGCUCAUCUCUGCCCACCUGUCUGAAAAAAGGCUUGGUGGACAAAUUCAAGCAGUUCAGUGAGAGUCAGCUGGCCAAGUACUGCACACGACGACGGAGGAAACACAAAGCUGCGAAUAACUCCCCUGAACUGUACAAGAAAUGGGCGGAGCUCCUCAGAUCCAACCCCUCCACCCUGCAGAGACAGUUGCAGAGGUGUGCUCCUGUAAAUGAGAAGCAGAGUGAGUUCACUAUGCAGAAUAUGAUAAAACGUCUCCAUAUCAAAGAGCCUGCAGAGUUGGUCAUGAGCAUCCUCGGGAAGAAGUACCCUGCUGAUGUAAAGGCGUUUAAGAACAGUGGUCUGAGUGGUGAUUGGCUGAGUGACCGCGCCGGUCAGAGAAUGAAACUUAAACAGCCGGACUGCUGGCAGACCACACUGAGCCGAGAGGGAAACACGGCCAAAACCUGGGAAAAGCUCAUAGACAGUAAAUCUCUGCCCUUCGUUGUGAUGCUGAAGAAUCUGAGGAACAUCAUCAGUCAGGGUAUCAGUGCUGAUCACCACCACAAAAUCCUGAAACGACUCAGAUCAGAGUCUGCUGUGAUCCAGAGUAAGCUCCUCCCCUUACGAUUCCUUUCUGCCUACAAAGCCAUUACAGAGCUCAAAAAGUCUGCUGAUGGAACAGGGAAGGCGGACAGUUCGAAGGCUGUGCUGUUGGGGAUUCUGAACAGGUUUAAGAGGAGCAAGUGUUUCCGGUACAUGGACUGGUCUUCGGAGCGCCGGCGGAGGCUGCGAGUGACGAUGGGAGUGCCGUUUAUCUAUCGACUGCACAGCGCCAACCGCAGAUUUCUGCUGAGAGCAAGGCAGAGGAAGUUCAGUCAGGAGCUGCUGGAGGAUUACCUGCAGGCUCUGCUGAAAGCUGUGCAGAUUUCCUGCACCUACAACAUCCCUCUAAUACCUGGACACACCCUGAUCUGCAUUUCCCAUUUCAGUAGUGGAGUCAGCUGGUAUGAGCAUUUCUGUCCACCUGCAGAACCAUCAGAAGACCAGCAGGAGACCAGUUCAGCUGCUGGGUCUGAUCUGUCCGCUGUGCCCUUGGCUGUGAUGUUGGGAUACGGCUGUGAGCACUCACAGGUCCUGCUGACAAACAGCAUUGAAUGUCAGGAGGCGGAUCACCGGUCCGGCAGUCUUUUGGAUCGUGUGAGAGACACAGUGAAGCAGAUGGAGGGCGAUUGGACUGAUACAGAGUGGAAGCGCUACAGUGAUGUCUUCUCUAAGCUCUCUGAGGACAACGCAAAGAUGGAUAAUAUAAUCCUGAUGACUGAGCACUGGCAGGAGUCUGUAGAGACUGAACUGGAGAAAUAUCGGAAGAAGUCCAGCAGUGAAGCUCUGGUGGUUAAUGUGAUGGACAAGCAGGAGAAGGAUGUGAGUGGUGAUCCUCACACUGUGGAUGUGUUUGGCCUCAGUAAUCAGAUGCUGAGGUUUGUUUCAGAGAGAGGAUCCUCCAGGCUGCUGGAUCAUGUGGAGCUCAUCCACACGCUGUAUGAUGUUCCUCCUCCAGCAGAGCUCAGAAAUAAACCUGAGAGAGCUGCAGACCUCGUUCCACUGCCCACCACACCAACGCUCAGGUGGCGUGAGGUGCGUGUGUAUAUCUCUUCAGCGUGGCGGGACAUGGGCGCUGAGAGGGAUGUUCUGGUGCAGAGUGUGUUUCCGGAGCUGCGUCGCCGUGCGGCUCCUCACUGCCUCUACCUGCAGGAGGUGGAAAUGCGCUCUGGGGUAACGGAGGAGGACCUGGCCCUGGCUGUGGAGCUCUGUCUGUCGGAGGUGGGCCGCAGUCAGCUGAUGCUGGGAAUACUGGGAGAGAGAUACGGGCCAGUGCUGCCUCGGCCUGCGCUGGAUAAUCUGCCUGAGGGAAGCUGGCUGGGCACCGACCCCUGCAGCCUGUCAGUCACAGAGAUGGAGAUUCGUCAGUUUCAGUCUGUGUAUCCCGACUCUGCUCAGAACCGCAUGUUCUUCUAUUUCAGAUCUCCACAGCUGCUCAGCUCAGUUCCUGUGGCAUGGAGAGCAGAUUUCACAGCUGAGUCGAGAGAAUCAGAGGAUAAACUGAAGGACUUGAAAGAAUGGAUCCGGAAAAACGAGUUCCGAGUAAUAGAAAAUUACCCGUGUGAGUGGUCCGGGGUGGUGGGCGGUCGGCCCGCUGUGGGAGGACUGGAGGAAAUGGCGAAGGCUGUGACGGAAGAUCUCUGGACAGCUUUACAGAAGCUCUUUGUGGAGGAAGUAGAUGAGGCUGAUUUUAUUAAACAGCAGGAAAUGCACCAGGAAGCACAGCGACGGCACUUCCACAGAAGGAGGAAGUUCAUUUCUGCUGCGAUGGGAAAGAUUCAAGAGUCUCAGCGAAAAGGAGGGAUCCUAUUGGUGGAGGGGAGUCCUGGUGCGGGCAAGACGGCUUUCAUGGCUGCUGUUGCUCACGCCCUCAAAUCUCCUGCGUGUGAUGUCAUUUCCUACUCCACAACUGCUAGCCAAUCAGCUAGGAGCAUUAGCCACAUGUUGCGCUGUUUGGUCCAAAGUCUGAGGAAGAUGAAGGAAGUAGAGGAAGAGCUGGCUCCAAGUGUAUCCUACAGAGCCCUGCGGUCUGAGUUCCACCUGCGCUUGGCUGAGCUUGGAGAAGAUCCACUGCUGGUCUUGUUUGUUGAUGGAGCAGAUCUUGUACACGAUGCCAGAGGUCAGAUGGUCUCUGAUUGGAUACCAGAGAACAUCCCCAAGGGGGUGUGUCUGGUCCUGAGUGUCUCCACAGGUUCAGCUCUCUGUAACUCUCUCAGUAAGAGGAGGUGCUGUGUGUCAUUUCCGCUGGGACUAUUACCCUGGCCUGAGCGCUGGGACGUCCUGCUGAAGGAGCUGGGUGUGUGUGGAGGGGAACUGAAGGAUUCAGAGUCCAGCAAACAGAUGAUGGACAGUGUCCAGGCUCUUCCUCAGUCUCUGUGUGAGCUGGUUCAGCACACUCUGCUCAGGCUGCAGACCCAGUUUGGGAUUGCAGGGCUGGACUGGACACUGGCUGCUCUAAGUGUCAGCUCCACUGGUUUGAGGGACAGAGAUCUGUACACUCUGCUGAACCUGUGCAGCGACCUGAGCUCCAUUCGGCGUCCCCAAACCUGGCAGGAAACGCUUCAUUUGGCCAAGAACCCAAAGAACAGAGUGCCCAUGAUGGUGCUCUGCCAGCUGGCAGUAACUUUGCGAAGGUUGAUCCAGCCGUCCCUUUCACACUCACCAGACGAGCCCCUCGCGAUGACCAAUGAGGAAGUCCGAUCAGCUUUCAUGCAGUUCUGUGGUUCUACAGAGGAGGAUCUGAACAGAGCUCAUUUAAUAUUAUCAGCUCACCUGUGGUUACGAUCAGACCCUCACGAGAACAACACCUUCAUUCACUGUGACGCAGAAGCUCUGAAUUACCUGCUAACUCACCUGAUGAAGUGUGGACAGUGGGAGCAGGUGCAUUUCCUGCUCUCCAGUUACUACUUCCUGUAUGCUAAUGUUCGACAUGGACUCCUGCACCCCCUGCUGGAGAGCUAUACUCUGUUGUUAAAGAGAGACAAAGUUGACAGGUGCUUGACGGAAACAUCAGAUGAUGUUUGGCAGUGUGAAGAUUUCCUGAAGCGCCACGCCCCCCUCCUCUCCCAUUGGCCGGCUCUGUUUGUGCAGCAGGCUCUAAACGAGGCAGAUGACUCCCCCGCCCGAGUCUGGGCUGAGAGGAUCGUCCUGCAGGGAGGAGUGAGGGCACUGAAGAGGCUGAAUAAAACCGGACCCUCAGAGCAGCAGGACGGUGAGCUGGUGUCCAGGUUGCCCUGGGCUCCGUCCUGUGUGGCUGUGAGUCCAGGGGGCGUGUUUUUAGUGGUGGGGACUGAGAAGGGCAUUCUGCACAUUUUCCUUUUAGACACUAAACAGGAAGUGAGGUCACUGGUCAGCACCUGUGAUGGUAUCUCUGGCUGCAUCUUCCUGGAGGAGAGUGUGGUGUGCAUCACUUCAUACAGCGGUCAGGUGGAGGUGUGGGAUUUUCAGUCUGGCUGCAGAACGGCCCGUCUGAAUGUCCACUCCAGGAAAAUCACAGGAUGUGAUGUCAGCUCAGACAGGAAGCUCUUUGCCACCGUCUCGCUGGACUUCAGUCUGAAGGUCUGGUCGUCCCGAGGGCUUCAGCAGGUGGCUUCUCUCCUUCAGCCAUCUCCUCCAAACUGUGUGACCUUUGACCCCGCGGGGAUACUGGUGGCUGUGGGCUGCUGGGACGGAGCGGUGCGAGUGUGGAAGUGGAUCGAUAAGCAGGAGCACAAGACUCUGAUUGGUCACGGCUCCUCUGUGCGCUGUGUGCGGUUCUGCAGCUCGUCGUAUUUGCUGUGUUCGGGUAGUUUGGACGGAGAGGUGCGGCUGUGGUCACUUCCUGCAGAGAACUGUAUGUGGCGCCGUCAGGCUCACUGCGGUUCUGUGGAGGCUCUCAGUUUUCUGGCUGAUGAAGAGAUCAUGCUGAGCGCUGGGCGUGACGGCACGGUUCACUUGUGGUCAGCUGGUUUUGGGCGCUCUGCUUCUGUCCCCAGAGAGCAAAAGGUGGAUACUGGUUUUCUUCGCUGUCCCGGUGGAGCAGUCCGAGCCCUGGCGUGUGGACGUAGCGGAUGUGUUUUCUCAGUGUCUGAUGAUCGCUCUGUGAGAGCCUGGAGCCUCUCUACAGGUACAGUGCAUCCUCCUGAACAGAGGGAGUCUCUGAGUGCAGUCUGCUUCCUGGAGAAGGGGAAGCUGCUGGUGUGUGGAUUCAGCUCAGGCAGAUUGGAGUUAUGGCAUCAAAAUAAGCUGAUUUAUUCUGAUAAGGUUAGUGAUGGUGGGAUUGGAGCGCUGACCGGUAUGCCGGAUAAGCAGCUGGCUGUGAGCUGCAGUGAUCGCUCAGUGACCGUGUGGAAGCUGGAGCUAGACUCUGAGCUCUGCACUGCAGGUGUGUUUAAGGUGUCGUCGUACACGCUGGAUAUUCCUGCGGCUCACCUGCUCUACAGUAACAUCCUGCUGGCCGUGUGCCGAGACGCCAGCAUUGUUGACGUCUUCUCUACAGCCGGAGACAACAGACAAUGCCUUAACACCUGGUUUAAUAAUAUACAGCCUCUGGGAGUGGUGAAGAACGAUGCCAAGAGCUUUUGGAUUGUAGGAGAAAGUAAAUCUGAACUCCAGCUCAUCUUUGUUCUCUCUGUAGUUUCUGGUAGCUGCUGGUAUUCUGAUUUCUGCAACAUUAAUCUGGGCUGGGAGAAAGAAGGAUCCCGAGAAGAGCAUCAUGAGGAAAAGCGUGAGGAACAGUCCGAGGAGCAUCAUGAGGAAAAGCGUGAGGAACUGUCCGAGGAGCAUCAUGAGGAAAAGCGUGAGGAACUGUCCGAGGAGCAUCAUGAGGAAAAGCGUGAGGAACAGUCCGAGGAGCAUCAUGAGGAAAAGCGUGAGAAACAGUCCAAAGAGCAUCAUGAGGAAAAGCGUGAGGAACAGUCCAAGGAGCAUCAUGAGGAAAAGCGUGAGGAACAGUCCGAGGAGCAUCAUGAGGAAAAGCGUGAGAAACAGUCCAAAGAGCAUCAUGAGGAAAAGCGUGAGGAACAGUCCGAGGAGCAUCAUGAGGAAAAGCGUGAGGAACAGUCCGAGGAGCAUCAUGAGGAAAAGCGUGAGGAACAGUCCGAGGAGCAUCAUGAGGAAAAGCGUGAGGAACAGUCCGAGGAGCAUCUUGAGGAAAAGCGUGAGGAACAGUCCGAGGAGCAUCAUGAGGAAAAGCGUGAGGAACAGUCCGAGGAAUAUAAACAGAGGAAAGUUUGGGUUACAGCAGCUACCAUACAUGAAGGCUUUAUCGUGUGUGGAGACGCCAAGGGGUACAUGUGGACCAACCAGCCGCCGAGCAUGACCAGCUGGAGCAAGAAAAGACGAGCUCACAGUGACCGGGUCAGCAUGCUUCGCCUCACAGAUAAAGCCAUUAUCUCCGCCUCUUCUGAUGGGACGAUCAAACUGUGGGACAGAAACACAAACAAACAGGUGGGUCUGUUUGUAUGUGGAGCUCCGGUGGAGAUACUGGAAAUAAACGAGGAUGACCCCAGUCAGCUGGUGUGUGGAGAUGCCCUGGGGCAGGUCUACUUCCUGUCCUGGCUGGGAUAAUUCUCCUCUACGACCUUCCGUUCAGACAGCAGAUCUACUGCAAACACGUUAAUCUGGAGAGGGCACCAAUAAUACAACCAUUAUUGAUUAAUAAUUGUACUUUAAUUAAUUUAUUGUAUUUAACAAAUAAAGUGAAAUUGAUCAUUAAUUAUAAUUUAUAAUUAGGGUUGUCAACAUUAAAGCGUUAAAACACAAUUAAUUUGGAUCAGUAACGCAUUAUUAUGUUUUUCACGCAAAUUAAAUUGGUCCAGUGGGCUAUGCUUUGCCGCUAUGAUCUGGAGAUCACUGAUCACUGUUCGAAUCCUGAUUAUGUAGCUUGCCAUUGGUUGCCAGUUCCCCAAAAGAGCACAGUUGGUCUUGCUCUCUCUCUGGGUGGGUACAGUACAGUAGAUGGCGCUCUUUGCCCUCAUCACUCCUAGGGUGAUGUGGAUCAGCACAAGGAUGCGUCUGUGAGCUGAAGUAUCAAAACCAAGUCGCUGCGCUUUCCUCCGAGCGUUAGCCCUGUGAUGCUACUCGGUAAUGCUGCAUCAGCAGCAGCUCGAAAAGAGGCGGAGUCUGACUUCACAUGUGUCGGAGUAGGCAUGUGCUAGUCUUCACCCUCCUGGUGUUGGGGCAUCAAUAGCGAUAGCAGGAGUCCUAGUGAGUGGAGUGGGUAAUUGGCCGUGUAAAUUGGGGAGAAAAUAAGAUAAAAUAAAUAAAUAAACAAUUACACCACCAAGUUUGACCCCAACUUCUACUGUAAUAUGCCCUAUUUCCACACAAUAUGUGGAUUUUAUCCUUGGUCAUAGUAUUAGAUUUUAUUAAAGGGCUCUUAAAGGGACAGUGUACACAUUACUGAUUACUGGCCGUUACAUAUUUCCCCCAGGCCAUUUAAAUGGUCACCCUCCUCCACAUUGUGAGCAUGUGUGCAAUACCAAAUACUUCCUGAGAUUUUUAUACUCAGCAAAUUAAGUUCUAAAUCAGAAAUCCUUACAACCAAGCUGAGAUGUUUACAAUAAAGUAAAAAGUUUCCUCUA